GCCCUUUAAACACGCAGACAUCCAGAUUCCAUCUUCGAAGUCCUUCACAAACCCUAGAAAGGGAAAGGCUUCUUUGGAAAUUUGUUUGUAUUGGUCGCAAGAUAAUUCAUGGAGAGGAAUGUAACUAAGAAAUCUGGUGAUCAUUCUCCUAAUGGUAGUACGAGCGAGGAAGGCCUCGUGGAGAAACUUCCUGUUGAGAUUAUUGGAGAGAUAUUGUCUCGCGUAGGAGCUGUACGAGAUGUCAUCAGAGCUUCUCUAACUCGUCGCAAGUGGCGAGAAGCUUUUUGCAAGAACCUUCACACACUCUCGUUUGAUAUUUCUGAUGGUGAUCAUGUCUACCAUGAACUUCCUACGCCUGACUUGGAAGUGUUGAUCACAAAGACCUUAUUUCAAACGACUGGUGUGCGAAAACUAUCCAUUGCAACUCACUGGCACAAGGUUUCAGCUGUUGCAGCGUUGGGCUGGUUAAUGUUCACUAGAGAAACAUUGUCGGAGUUGUUUUAUGGGGUUUUCACUUCUCCCACUAUUAGUGUUCUUGAUAUAUGCGGAAGGCAGAAACUCAAAACCCUGAGUUUAUAUGUAGAAACAAUUAUCGGGUUGAACCAGUCUUCCAUCGAUUCCCCUGUUUGACAUCACUUUGUCUGAUUCAUUGCCAUACUUCAGAAGAGGAUUUAAACCGACUCCUUCUGGGGCUUCCCAAACUUGAGUGUUUGGAGCUACGUGACCCUCAAUUUCGAUUCGAGGAUGAGUAUUUUCAUGAAGAAGUAACAGUCAAAUUGCAUUUACCUACAUUAAAGACUCUUCUUUUCAUUGGCGUCAUUGUAUUUGAACUUAUUUUGGAGACCUGUGAUAUUGGAUAUUUGCAUGUGAACGACUCUUGUUUUGGCAUAUUUAAGGUUCAUGGCAGUAAAAACUUGAGGCACCUCAAGAUUUCUAAAUCACAUUUUUCACUUCUUGAAAUUGAAGAGGGUGACAAUCUAGAGAUUUUAGAAUUCGUCACCAGUCAUGUCGUUCAGUCAAAUUUGUUCCCGAUGAAGGUUCAAGCACCAAAGUUGAAAAUGUUUCGAAUUUGGCGUUUUAUUGGGGAACGCAUGAGAUUUUAUGGAGAUGCUACAAUAAUUUUUGAUGGGUCCGAACUAGUUGUGGAUUUAGACCAAAUUGCUGUUUGUUCGCCCCAGCUCAACCAUCUUUCAAUACUCUAUGAUGUAGAUGAGCCUGUCAACUAUAGCAUUAGAGGAUUGUCUCCCUUGGAGAAUGUGGUCAUCCUGGAUGUUGGAUGGGAAUGUUUUAAUUGGGAUUGUAUUGUUGACUUCACGGAAUGGACACAGAAGGUGCUGAAGUGCUGUCCAAAUCUUAGGAAGUUGAUUGUCCAUGGAAAGGUUCUAAAAUCGGAAGAUCCCGAGUAUUUCAUGAGUCUUGCAGAGCACACCUCAUCGAUGUAUGAAAUGUUGAGUAAGUAUCCACAUAUAGAAGUGAAGUUUACAUACAAUGUUGAGACCUUGCAGAACACACCUCUUCAGUAUGGCUUCGGAGCCAUCUGGUGAUUGGGCAGGCAGAGAAGGUGCUGCUUUAUCCAUGUCCCAAAUGUUAGGAAGUAUCCGCAUUUCGACUUCUACCUCAAAGCUGGGAGAUUGCUGCUGCCAAACAAACCAACACUCCCAAUUUGCAUAUUAAAGCAGGUUAACAGUUCUGUUGGAUGACAAGCACGCGUUCUCCGCUGUUGCAUCUGUGGGCUGGUUUUUGCUCACAAGAGAAUCAUCGUCGGAAUUGUUUCAUAAGGUUAGCACCUCUUCCUCUAACAUCAUUUGCAUGAGCGGAGCGUGUCUUUUAACAGAGAGGGUGAAAUACUUGUUGACGAGUCCGGAUUAACUGUGGAUUUAGAACGAAUGGCUGUAUGUUCCCCACGACUGAGCCAUCGUGCUGCUGGUGCAUUGUCCAUGCCUUUUUGUUACUGCGAAAAAUUCCCCGUGGGGUGAAACGUGGGGAAGUACCCGCGCAUAGAAGUUUGCGUCUUAAGCGGGUAAAAAUUGGAUCUUCUAUUUAGGACUCUUGUUGGUUAUAAUCCUUCUUGGCCAUGAAACUUCUAUGUAACAUUUUGAACAUAUGCUCCUAAAACUCUCAUUUCUUGAAAAUCUUGUGCCCUUUUAUCUAUCUAUCUAUAUGAUUGUCUAGCAGUGAAACCAAAGUGUCUCUCUUGUGCAUCAAAAAUUGUUUAUUUUAAUGAAAUGUGACGAGUCGU
Messenger RNA from Cuscuta campestris, 2239 nucleotides. The record is from the annotation of a GenBank genome assembly. NCBI's taxonomy places the organism in Eukaryota, Viridiplantae, Streptophyta, Magnoliopsida, Solanales, Convolvulaceae.